UAGCAAAAUCCAAGAGCGGCUGUGAGGUUACCACUCAAAUUAUUUUGUCUGUUUUUCUCUCUCUCCGAGAGCAGCUCGCUUUGUGUGCAAUUUCCUGAUCUUUCCGAUCUUCAUUCCGGUCUCCCCCUUUCUGUAACGCCCCGCUUCUCUGAAUCCCUUUCUGUUAAUCAUCUGUCUUUCAAGUUAUGAUUUUGGGUUUGUCUUUUAAUUCACAAAGAAGCAAACUUAGAAGGAUUUCUCGAAAGCCAGGUGUUUUCAGAAUCGAGAUCCAGGUGUUUUUACCUUACGCUUUUUUGUAUUUUUCAGGUCACUUCAAUUUUCCUCAUCUUUCAAUCAGCUACGAGGGUUGUUUUUGAUCCCUCAAAGCACGGUUUUUUCUUUAAUUUCUCGGGAUUAAAGGGGUUGGGUAUUUUUGACCUCUCCUGUCCCUCUUUGUAGAAAAGGUUUUCUCUUUUGUUUUGUUGAAUUUUAAUCAACGAGUGCCUGUUAUUCAGUUUUUGUGAGACGCAGGUUGAUUUCAGUUUAAGAUCUGUCUGUCCAGUGAAAGUUAUGGCAGCUACAAUGGAUUUCUACAGCAGCAGACCACUUCUGUCAGAUCCUUUCAGGGGUGAACUAAUGGAAGUUCUUGAACCUUUUAUGAAGAGUCCUUCCACAACUACCUCCCCCUCCGCAGUUUCAUCCCAAUACUCUAAUUCCCCUCUCCCCUCUACAUCUUACUCUGCUUCUUCUCCCACCUCCUUCCUAUCUUCUCCAUCAGUCCCUUCACAGCCCAGUUUUGUGGCAGACGGUUGCUCUGCAUCGAUGACUCCCAUAUUUAGCGAUGGGUUAUCGAACAGCCUCGCCGCAAGCGGCCUCGGGCAACACAGUUCGAUACUUGGGCUCAACCACCUGACUCCGUCUCAGAUUAACCAGAUCCAAGCCCGGAUCCAGAUCCAGAACCAUCAAAACCUUUGCUGGCAGCAAAAUAGUGCCACUCUCGGCUUCUUGAGUCCCAAACCUAUUCCUAUGAAGCACGCGGGCGUGCCUCCCAAGCCCACCAAGCUCUACAGAGGUGUGAGGCAACGUCACUGGGGAAAGUGGGUUGCCGAGAUCAGGCUCCCUAAGAACCGCACUCGACUGUGGCUCGGCACCUUCGACACCGCCGAGGAAGCCGCCCUAGCCUAUGACAAGGCCGCUUACAAGCUCAGAGGUGACUUUGCCAGGCUCAACUUUCCCAACCUGCGACACCAAGGUUCCUGUGUCGGCGGCGAAUUCGGGGAAUACAAGCCGCUCCAUUCCGCUGUGGACGCCAAGCUUCAAGCAAUUUGCGAGAGCUUGGCCGAUCUGCAGAAACAGGGCAAGUCAGGAAAGCCAACGAGCUCAUCCAAGAGGUCAGGGGGGCGGUCGAAGUCGGGUUCGAAAGAUGCGCAGUCGGCAGCCAGCGAGGCGGAUGUGAAAGUUGAAAGCUCCUCCUCACCGGCGAUGACGGAGAGCGAGGGAUCUGGGGGAUCUUCGCCCCUGUCGGAUCUGACUUUUGCGGACGUGAGCGAGCCACAGUGGGACGGCGCGUUGGAUAAUUUGAGUCUACAGAAGUACCCUUCUUACGAGAUUGACUGGGCAUCUCUGUGAAGGGGGACGUUUGGUUUUUAGUGCGUGUGUUAUAUGUAAUGUUGAUUAAAUUGUAGCGGAGUCGUAUCAUGCUUAGUCCAGUAUGUUAGGUGUUAUGUGGCCUGUUGCAAUGGAAUUUUAGACAAUUGCAGGGCUGCUCUUAGGAUUUGUAGUGGUGUUAAUCACUGUCCUGUCAAUAUGUAGUGUCCACCGAGGGGAGCCUGGUUUUUUCUCGUUUUCCCGUGGAGCAGUAGUAGAAUAACUCCGACUAGGUCGUAGCUGUUUAUUGCUGUAAUUGACUCUUUCUAUGUUAUUUCCUCCAUAUUUGUGUAUCGUGUUUCUGGAUAUGAUAUUGUUGGGUGUGAGCAGUUUAUGUUGAGAAA
Molecule: messenger RNA, 1970 nt
Organism: Prosopis cineraria
Lineage: Eukaryota; Viridiplantae; Streptophyta; Magnoliopsida; Fabales; Fabaceae
Product: ethylene-responsive transcription factor RAP2-13-like
Exons: 1
Coding region: 550-1608 (352 amino acids)
Biological process (GO): regulation of DNA-templated transcription
Molecular function (GO): DNA-binding transcription factor activity; DNA binding
Source: RefSeq, a predicted model, not a curated record